GGGAAGUAGUAGUAGAACAUAUGUCACGUGACGGUCAUGUGACAACGCCUGUUCUCAAAGUGGUUAGACGUCGCCAUGACCCAGACCGACCCGCGACUCGCCCCUCCGGAGGGGAGGGUCGUAGACUGACGACCCUCACCGCACCUGAGGGUCAUAAAAUCUUUGGAGGGUCACCCUAAUUACGAGGGAUAAAUCUGGUGACACACACUUGUAAAUUAGUUACUGUUUCUUUUCAUCUUCAUCACCAUGCUACCAGUUUUCCAAGUAUC
Aspergillus novofumigatus IBT 16806 is the source of this 269-nucleotide messenger RNA. RefSeq lists its product as uncharacterized. Bases 21 to 179 code for a protein of 52 amino acids. Lineage: Eukaryota; Fungi; Ascomycota; Eurotiomycetes; Eurotiales; Aspergillaceae. The record is from RefSeq and is a predicted model, not a curated record. The transcript has a single exon.